Ramularia collo-cygni is the source of this 1101-nucleotide messenger RNA. Its product is annotated as probable developmentally regulated GTP-binding protein. Gene Ontology annotation, molecular function: GTPase activity; GTP binding. Lineage: Eukaryota; Fungi; Ascomycota; Dothideomycetes; Mycosphaerellales; Mycosphaerellaceae. Gene Ontology annotation, biological process: cytoplasmic translation. Bases 1 to 1101 code for a protein of 366 amino acids. The record is from RefSeq and is a predicted model, not a curated record. Gene Ontology annotation, cellular component: cytoplasm. The transcript is spliced from 2 exons.
AUGACGACCGUAGAGAAGAUCUCGGCGAUUGAGGCCGAAAUGGCCAAGACGCAGAAGAACAAGGCCACAUCCUUCCAUCUGGGACAACUGAAGGCGAAAUUGGCGAAGCUGAAGAAAGAGCUACUCACACCAACAUCGAGCGGUGGCGGCGGCGGAGUGGGUUUCGAUGUCGCGCGAACUGGUGUGGCGUCUGUUGGCUUCAUAGGCUUCCCAUCGGUGGGCAAGUCAACACUCAUGUCAAGACUUACUGGCCAGCACUCCGAAGCGGCUGCAUACGAAUUCACAACGCUCACAACUGUACCUGGACAAGUCAUGUACAACGGUGCCAAGAUUCAGAUGCUGGAUUUGCCUGGUAUCAUCCAGGGUGCCAAGGACGGUAAAGGUCGUGGUCGACAGGUCAUUGCUGUUGCGAAGACUUGCCAUUUGAUCUUCAUCGUCCUCGACGUCAACAAGCCUCUCACGGAUAAGCGAAUCAUCGAGACUGAAUUGGAAGGCUUCGGGAUCAGAGUGAACAAGCAGCCGCCAAACAUCAAGAUUACGAAGAAGGACAAGGGAGGAAUCUCAAUCACUUCCACCGUGCCACUUUCGCACAUCGAYAAUGACGAGGUCAAGGCCGUUAUGAAUGAAUAUCGCAUGGCCAAUUGCGACAUUGCCAUUCGAUGUGACGCUACAAUCGACGACCUGAUCGAUGUUAUUGAAGCCAAGAGCAGAGCAUACAUUCCUGUCAUCUACGCCCUCAACAAGAUCGACGCCAUCAGUAUCGAAGAGCUGGACCUGCUAUACAGAAUUCCAAAUGCCUGCCCAAUCUCCUCAGAGCAUGGUUGGAACGUCGAUGAGCUCAUGGAGCAAAUGUGGGAGAAGCUCAACCUGCGUCGUGUCUACACGAAGCCCAAGGGAAAGCAGCCCGAUUACUCGGCCCCUGUUGUGUUGAGAAGUACGGCUUGCACAGUCGAGGACUUCUGUAAUGCUAUUCACAAGACCAUUGUGGAUGACUUCCGAGUUGCUAUUGUGUACGGACGAAGUGUAAAGCAUCAGCCUCAAAGAGUUGGCCUCACCCAUGAAUUGGGAGAUGAGGAUAUCAUCACAUUGGUCAAGAAAUGA